GGACGCCUACGUAAAGCUCAACUUUUGUUGGUGUGCGUGGUGUUUCAUUGGGCGGAGCCAGCCCCCGAAGCUGAAGGGGGUGAGGUCCCGGACGAUGAGGUGGAACUGUUGAUCGUGCAAGCUUGACGAACGAGUAUGGAGGGAGAAUUGUUGGGGAUAGUAUUUGGCAAGGUGGAGGAAGGACAUCUCGAAGCAAUCACGGACGAGUUGCUGGUGUUUUUGGCGCAACUGGUGGACGAUUUACCUCUCGACAUCCUAUUGAGGUGUGAUGGGAAGUCGGGGAGCGACGUGCUCGCUCGCGCGCUUGCGCCACAUCUUCUGUGGUCCACGUGUACGGAGCUGGACGGGGAUAACUGCUUUUACCCGUACCCGAGCCUCUACCUCGAGAUUGACGUCACUGACCUCACACUGUGGGACCCUUUUAUCCGACGGGAAAACGUGUUAGGAGCCAGUGAUGAAGAAGAGGAAGAAGAAGAAGAAAAAGAGGAAGAAGAAGAAGAAGAAGAAGAAGAGGAGUCAGAGGAAGAAGAAUCGGGCACCGACCGAGACGAUCCCGACUACAUCGGGUUUGAGGAGGAGGAAGAGGAAAGAGGAACGGGAGAGCCGAGGAGCCGUCCCCUCGAAGCAAAAAGGAAGAGGAAGCUGAAGCGCAACGGAGGCGGGAGAAAACGGAGGGCAAACGACCUGUCGACGAGUCUGAAUGGCCGCCACCACAGUUACUGCUGGGCGAUCCGUCGAUGAAUCCGGGGCCACCGCACGAAGAAUCCGAUGGAACCACAACGGAGAGAUCAGGAAGCCGACGCCGCCGAAGGAGU
Molecule: messenger RNA, 815 nt
Organism: Chara braunii
Lineage: Eukaryota; Viridiplantae; Streptophyta; Charophyceae; Charales; Characeae
Source: the annotation of a GenBank genome assembly